This is a messenger RNA of Rotaria socialis, 744 nucleotides long. NCBI's taxonomy places the organism in Eukaryota, Metazoa, Rotifera, Eurotatoria, Philodinida, Philodinidae. The record is from the annotation of a GenBank genome assembly.
AUGGGAAAUCAUCAAACCUGCCCAAAACGUCAACAUCGUCCUAGUGAAUGUGUUGGUUUCAAUAAACAUGACACCGACAAUGAACGUUUAGUAACCAUUCUUCAACGAGAAAGACGCAUUUCAACAAAAAGUGCACCACCACUUGAUGAAUUCAAUACAGCAGCGUUCACAAUUGAUUCAUCAUUGAUUACUUUCUCAAUACCGAUUUUACCUUUUGAUGCAUAUGCAAGUGUUACAGGCACUUUUACGGAUUGGAUUGAACAUAAAAUGGCGAAGUUAAAUGGUGAAUUUAGCAUACGUAUUCGAAUCGAACAUGGUUGCCAUUAUUAUAGAAUUUUAGUUAAUGGACGAUCGCGUUUUAUCCCAAACGAAACAAUUGAAUGCCAUGCAAAAUUUGGUCGUGUACAUUUUCUUUAUGUGACCGCGAAUGAUCAAAAAGUAAAUAAUUAUUUAGAACGAACUUUUUUUUCUCAUCGUAAAUCCAAUGUAUGGACGCAAGAAGUAAACAAUCAAUUUAUAAAAAGUGAUCAACCACCACCCCCUCGUAUUCCACCUCAUCUACUUAAUAUUCUUCUCAAUCAAAAAUUGCCUGCUAAUUGUGAUCCUGAUGUUCUUCCGGAACCCAAUACUGUCAUGCUUCGACAUUUAUAUGCUUUAUCAAUUCAAAACGGCAUUAUGAUAUUAAGUACAACAAUUCGAUAUAAACAAAAAUUUGUUACAACCUGUUUCUAUAAACCAAACUAA